This is a messenger RNA of Ilex paraguariensis (yerba mate), 690 nucleotides long. The record is from the annotation of a GenBank genome assembly. NCBI's taxonomy places the organism in Eukaryota, Viridiplantae, Streptophyta, Magnoliopsida, Aquifoliales, Aquifoliaceae.
AUGAUGAAAGCUGCCCAAAAAGUUUCACCGCUGAUCCUUGUGGUCACACUACUGCUUUUGGGCCUUGCUGCUAGCAGUGUAGAUGGCAGAGGAACAGCAAUAGGAGAGAUGGUUCAUACAUUUUUGCUGCCCAAGAAUAUACACACGCCACCAUCUACACCAUCUUCUAAAAUAAAUCCUCCUCACGUGCCUUCCGAUCUGCAUCUCACACGUUCUACACGUAUCUAUUCAAUGUUGCCCAACAGUAUACCCUUGCCACCAUCUACACCAUCUCCUAGAAUAAAUCCUCCUCCCAUGCCUUCUAACCCGCAUCUCACACGCUCUAUACUUAUCUAUCCAAUGUUUCCCAAAAGUAUACCCUCACCACCAUUUCGACCAUCUCGUAAGAUAAAUUCUCCUCCUGUUCAAUCCAAUCCACAUCUCAAACGCUCUACACUUCUUGAUCCAAUGUUACCCAAAAAUAUACCCUCGCCACCAUCUGGACCAUCUCAUAACAUACACCCUCCUCUUGUGCCAUCCAACUCACAUCUCAUACGUUCUACACUUAUAUAUCCAAUGUUGCCCAAGAAUAUACCCAUACCACCAUCUGGACCAUCUUCCAAGACAUCUGACCCACCACCAUCACCACCCAUGCACAUCCGCUGGAACUUUGGUGGCCCAUCAACUAGUUUUGGUCCUCCAACUUGGUGA